Messenger RNA from Labrus bergylta (ballan wrasse), 4360 nucleotides. The record is from RefSeq and is a predicted model, not a curated record. NCBI's taxonomy places the organism in Eukaryota, Metazoa, Chordata, Actinopteri, Labriformes, Labridae.
CUAGUCUCCUAGUUUCAGAGGAAGUGUCCUCCGCUUGUCGAUUUUUUGUGCAGCUGUUUACCUCUAGUGAGCGAAACAUUUGUCAACAGCAAACUCACCUUCCCGCUUAUCAGUUGACUCCGUGGUUGCCAAGCAACACGGGAAAGGGCAACACGGACUCCAAGUUCCAUGAUGCAACCCGUGUCAUGUUGGACGCUUCUGCAGCGGCGGCAGGCGGGAGAAGACCAGUUUGAUAAGAAAUUAUUCGGUAGCUGUGAACCCGAAUUAGUCGACGUCCGUUGUUUAAAAAAAAAACACUUGCACAAUCCUCACAAUGAGAAGAACAACAGAGAAUCAAGGAAACACUCGAACACUUGCAGAUUAUUACUCCCCGAGAGCUAAAGGAAAGGACUUCACACUCCAGCAGCGCUUCCCAUCCCAUUUCACAUCUUUUGCCCAGGAGAGUCCAAUGAAACCCUCACAGGUCCCUAAUCGACUUCCUCACCCGGCACCCAGGGGAAUGUUUUCACGUCAAAAACCUGAGUUGUACCCAGUAUCCCCUUGCCCGGACCAACGACAUAAACGAACAUCUUCAACUGAAAAAUGUAUUCCAGCAGUGGACUUGAACAGCUCUUCCCUGAAGAGGAGGAGGGAGUCUGAGGACUGUGUUGACAGUGCUGUGAAUCUGGGCUGUGAAAACUCUUGCAAAGCACAGACACCAAGGCCAACUGCUGGCAACUCACUGAGGACUUCUCUUGUGUCUGUGCCAUCAUCAAGGCAAUCUUUAUUUCCUGAACAGUCACUUAAAACUACAGACAACCAUCCUCGAAAGGAAUCUGUAUGGGGCCAAUCAUCUUCACUCAGACCUACCCAGUGUUCUUACCCAUCGCUGUCACUUGUUCCUUGUACAAAGAAAAAAUACCCAAUGGGAGCAAAGCAAGCCUAUGUAGAGCAUACUCAGAACCAUACUCUGAGGCUAAAAGAUGUAUAUGUACCUUCAAGGCAAAUUGAAGAAAAUUUAACCCGAAGAAGAGAGGAAAUCAAUAAAUCGGAUAAAUCUAGCUCUUCGUUUUCCCCUGGAGUUCCGCAGAAAGACAAUGGUUCUUUUCGCUCGGGGAUCCACCACUCUGGUCAUUCUCACUGUAGUUCCUCGAUCCUGCCGGUCAAGAACCCGGACAGAGGUCAUAAGCUGGAGGAGAAUAGAAAGUUGGGUAGCGUCACUCCCAAGCCAGCCUCAAAACCAAAUUCAGAUUCUCUGAGUAGUGUCGCAGUGAAACGGCGCAAAACUACCCACUCAAGAAGACCUGUUGCAAUCCCAAAUGAUAUAGAUGACCUUUUCACCCCUGAUCCUAUGACAUAUGUUGUUAGCCCUUCCCAUAAAGUUUCAAAGCAAAAUAUAGAUGGGGGAGCGAUCAAAUCCCCGGCCCCAAUGAUUUGUUGUUCUGGAUCCUUGCGUCUGUUCUCAGAGCCAGUUUCUGGAUCCUUGUGUCGCGAAAUUCAGAACGUCAAAAUAACUGGUUCUCCUCAUGCAGGCGUCACAAACCCCUCCUCACAGGUUCCAGGUCACCCACUAUCCUUUUUGCCAACUGUAACUUUGAUGCGAGUUAAUCUUGAAAACCUUAGACCCCCUCACAGUAAAGACACUGAACUCAAAAACGAUCACAUUAUGUUUUCAAGCAGGCAGCCUGAGGAGGAAAGUGGUAAAGAUAAUGAGAAACGCACAACCUACCACUCCAACAAUGUGAGAGCAUGCACUUUAGAGCCGGACCCCGCUGCCUCUGGACAUACUUCUACACAUCCUUGUGUCCAGUCCCCACUGCUGGAAAGGCAGGCAAGUGGAGAGGGGAGCCAGCAGGUGAAUGAUGUGCAUCCUGUAGAUGUGGAGCUAGACCUGGACCUGAGCUUGGCGUUAGACAUGGAUCUAACUCAGAGCUCCCAAAGCAGUGAAGAGGAGCAGCUGCUUUCUCUGCAGGAGAUGAUGGAGCGUGCAAGCAAGCCUCCAGAUACCCCCGAGAAGGGAGUGUUCUCAGAGCCUGGUACGCCUGGACCUCGCAGCUGCAAGCUAAAAACACAGGCAGUGCCAUCCUACACAAAGUCAGGCAACUACAAGAACAGUCUUGACCAGAUGCUGAAAGAAAUUAGCACCAACAAAAGAUCAAAAGAGAUUGAGACACAGCUUCUGACUGCAUGCAAAGAGGACCUGUUGAAAAUAGCUGAAUAUGAGGAGGCUGAGGAGAGCCGGGAGGAGGGGAUCACCACUGAACACCAGGAGUUUCUGCAGCGCUUCUCGUUGAUGUCCAGUGCAAUCAGGGAGGUGCCUCCAGGAGAAAUGGUGUUCAAGCUGGAGAAAUUUGGCCAGAUCUUCAACCAGAACACGCUGCAGCUCAGAAAAUGCAUGCUAAAUCCAGAGGGGGCCGCUCAGAAAACACUUCUUUGGUCCAGCCCUGCUCAACUGAGAUUACAUGUAAAUAGUGGAUUGUUCCAGGAAGCUUACGCUUGUCAUUUGCCCUGUCCAACUCAGGUUACACGUUUUCUCUUCAAGAUGAUGUCAGUCCAUAAUGAGAGGAUGUUGUCUGAAAAUAUACUGCAGACCCUUUGUGACAUAGCCAGCACCGCUGCUUAUCAAAUUGUUAAAAACGGAAGCCAGACGUUUGAAGUGUGGGUGCCCAGUUUGGCUGAUGUGGCACUGGUCCUGAUGAACAUGGGAGCUUCCUUUGUUACCCUCUUUCCUUUUGAAAAUCUGCAGCCUCCAUUCACUGAGGGAGAUUUGCUGGAGAAUGUCUACAUCAAAGCAGAGAGUCUGUCCAGUAGCGAGGAACAGAGCACUUUCCCUGAACACAACUGCGUCAACGUCCUGAAGUACCUGUCGUACUGCAUGGGCCUCUGUCCACGGGCCUACAGCGACGAUGAGCUGCUGCUGUUACUUACAAUGUUGGAAAAGGUGGGGCUGGACACACAGCUCAUCCUCCAGUACACGUGUGAGAUGUAUUCUCUGCAGCACAAAAUGGUCAACAACUUCAGGGACUGGAACGCCAUGAUGCCAAGAAUCUGUUUGGCUCUCACUGAUCUGACGGAUGACCACCACAACAUGUGCCUGCUUGUUCGAAUGCUUCCUGACAACACUCGUGGAAAGCAACUGCGUCGCCAUCUGAGCCUGUCAAUGAUCUCCAAACUGUUGGAUGGAAAUUGUACGUACACACCUACAGGGGAAGAGAUUCAGCUCUCUGAACUGAGGCGCUUCCUGCCCCGCAUGCAGCCCUCGACCCUGCUUCGAAACCUGCAGAGGAGUCAGAGGGAAAAGGAGGACAUGGCCACCCUGGACCAACAGUCCUACUACCUCUGCUAUAGCCUUCUGACCUUGGCAAACGAAGUUUCCAACUUUCAGAUCUUCCCAGCUCAUCAAAAGGAGCACCUGCUGAAUCUGUGCUCUGAGCUGGAAAUGCAUGUGAAGUGUGACAUCAGAGAGAGCGAGAAAUGUCUGUACCGAAGCAAGGUGAAGGACCUGGUGGCCAGGAUCUACACCAAGUGGCAGAUACUUCUUCAGAAGACAAGGCCUCUACAUGGUAAGUUGUAUGAUUUCUGGCAGCCUUCGUCCGUGGAUAUUUUGACAAGCUCCCAAGAAGAUCAGGAGGUGAGCAGCAGUGAUGAAGGAGAGGAGGAUGAAGAGAAGGAAACCAGGGAAGAGAACGAGGUCGAGGUAAUGGCCGAUGAAGAUGAGAAGGAAAAGGGAGACGAUGAGCCAAACAAGACAGGGGGAGACACAGAGCGUCUUUUGCAUAACAAGGAAACGUUGGAGAUGGAGGUUCAUGUAAACACAGAGUCUGAAGUAAUGGAAGAACAUGAAGAUGCCGAAAACAAACAGCGUACUGAGUUUGAAGCUGGAAAUGACAUUGAAACAAAAGAGAGUCCUCAGAAUAACCGGACGGAGGCAGGUGAUUUAAUGUCAUAGAGAUUUGUAUUUGUUCUCAGGGCUUUGUUAGCUAUUGCCUUAAUGUUUAAGCUCAAUUUGCACUGUAAGCUAAUCAAUUACCUCCGACGUUGAUUGUCAACACAAAUAUUGUGUAUUAAGAAAUAAAAACAUUUAGGAAGAGAUCCCCAAAUUUGUAAAUGGCCAAGGCCUCGUCUUCUUUUUGCUUAGUGCUGCUCAAGAAAUAAAAUCUUGAUUCAUUGUCUUUAAAAAAAAAAGUCCUAUUUAAUGUACUUCUGGAGUGUGCAAUUUGUUAAACUUGUGUUUGUAUGUGUUUUAUUGUUGUGUUCUACCACCUAAGUUUAUUUGUUAAAAUGUAGUCCAUCCCGAAAAUUACUUCAUUUUUAUUUUAUCCUAACCAACAAGUGAACUUUUAACUGUAUAUACGCUGCAUAUAAUCCUGGAGAGGAAAUA